This is a messenger RNA of Schizophyllum commune H4-8, 621 nucleotides long. RefSeq lists its product as uncharacterized. The transcript has 4 exons. The coding region runs from base 1 to 621 and encodes 206 amino acids. The record is from RefSeq and is a predicted model, not a curated record. Lineage: Eukaryota; Fungi; Basidiomycota; Agaricomycetes; Agaricales; Schizophyllaceae.
AUGUUCUCUGUUGUCAAGGCUAUUGUCCUCUUCGCUGGUGCUGCGCUCGUCGCUGCCGAGUCGCACACUGUGACCUUCCACAACAACUGCGGUUCGGGUACCCCCCAGCUUGAGCAGAACUUCCAGACGCUGCACUCCGGUGACGGCUCCUACACGCACAACGGCCCGCUCUCCGCGGCCAUCGCCUACCUUCAGACCGGUAGCUGCGGUGGCAGCGCGGAUGGCUGCACGCUCCUCGAGCUCACCCUCCAGAACCCCACUUCCCCGGGUGCCGGCUCGAGCGUCGACGUCUCGCUCAUCCCGCCCCACACUUACUCCGUCAAGACUGGCUUCUCGUACUCGAACGGCUGCGACGGUCAGGGCAAGACUUGCGCUUCUGCUGACUGCCCCGAGGCCUUCCACGUCACUGACGACUACGGUGCCCAGGUCCAGUGCGAGGCUAACGAUGUGCGUAUCACAGCUAUCGACUCCUUCACGAUCACCUUGCUGACUGUUCACUCAGGUCAACCUCGAGGUCACCUUCUGCUAGAGGGUGGGCGUCCGAACUCCUCAUGUUCGCGAAUGGGCCAAGUGUUGGGAUAUAAAUUAUUGUAUUUAUCCUACAGCGGGCCCCGCUCAUGA